GUGACAAUUAAUAAAAACGCAGAAAAAAGUCCAAUAAAACUUCGAACAGGAGAUAAAUAUCAAUGUUCAUGAUAAGUCAGAUUUGAAAACAGUGCCAAAUCAAGAUAAUAAUGAUGGUACCUAUCGUAACGCCAAUAUUGUUGAGAUAUUAUAAUUCCAAGUUCAAAUACAUCGUCACAAACUGCUAAUGCGACAAAAAUUCAACACACACAGAGUGGUGCAAAGAACUGUAUGCAUCGAUCAUAUAGGUGUGGGCUAGCUGAUCCGGCUUCUAUAAAUCUGAUCUCUAACGAGGAGUGAUUGCCUAAAAAUAGAAUUACGGUCCGAUUUUGAAAACCAACCUGUGGACCAAUCGGUCAUGUCACAUCAGGAACUUCGACUGCCGAUGCCCUGGGGCCAUAUCGCUGCCAAAGCAUGGGGAUCUCCAAAUGAUAGAUGUGUUUUGGCAGUUCAUGGUAUUCUGGACAAUGCAGGUUCAUUUGACCGACUGAUUCCUCUACUACCGAGUAGCUAUUACUUUAUCUGUAUUGAUUUGCCGGGUCACGGAUUAUCUUCGCAUUUCCCUAAGGGAAUGCCAUUGGAAUAUCUUAAUUACAUUCUCGCGAUUCGUAAAGUUCUGGAUUAUCUAAAUUGGGAGAGAUGUAUCUACAUAGGGCAUAGUCUUGGGGGGAAUUUGGGCACGAUGUUCACCUCUAUUUAUCCUGAGAGAGUUACCAAACUUAUUUGCCUUGAUGCGGUCAUUGCUAGGCCAAUAUCCGACGAUGUAAUAAUCAGCUACAUUCGAUCUAAGCAUGAUAAUGCCAUAAAUAUUGAAGAAAAAACGGAUGCGGCAAGAUUAUAUACCAUUGAAGAAAUUAUAUACAUACUUAUGAACUCUAGAUACAAUGCUCUGAACCGCCCAGCUGCUGAAGCUCUGUCGAAAAGAUCCAUCACUAAAGUUGGUGAUAGGUACAGCUUCACCCGUGAUCCACGGCUCAAGCUUGGCAUCUUACCCAUAUUUAAUUAUGAACAACAUUCCGCUAUACUUAAGCAUGUUCAUAUCCCUAUACUAGUUGUAUUUGCAGAAACAACAGUGACAGCAAAACACCAUAAGGAAAUGGAAAGACUUAAUACACACGCUAUGGUCAAUCUUAAACAUAACCAUGUAGUUGUACAGGGAAAUCAUGACGUUCACAACAAUCACCCAGAAAGAGUUGCUCCCCACAUCACGGAAUUCUUAACUACCCUCAAAAGUAAUUUGUGAUCUGUCCUGUAUUGAAGAAGCAUAUCUGCAACAUUCAGCUUUGAACUUAUACAUUUAAUCUUGAAUAGAGUGCAGAUCUAAUAUAAUCAGCAGGUAGAUUUCAAGAAGUUAUAUUUCAAUGUUAUCUCCAUUUCCUGAUAUCGUUCAAACCCAUUGGCAAGUAAUAGCCGUACCUUGUUGCACAACCAAAUAUUUUAGGUUCUAGGUUCUUUCUACGUCAGUUCACUAAGAUUAAAAGUUCACAAAUUAUUGUACACUGAUUGUAAGCGUCCAGCUAACCGUCACUGAUUUACUUCACUGUUAUAAGCAUAAAUGAGUUGAUGGUAUUUUGUACACAAGAUCAAAUUUUGUACAGAAGAAACAAAUACAAAAUUUUGAUAAUUCCUGAAA
This is a messenger RNA of Athalia rosae (coleseed sawfly), 1633 nucleotides long. RefSeq names its product serine hydrolase-like protein. NCBI's taxonomy places the organism in Eukaryota, Metazoa, Arthropoda, Insecta, Hymenoptera, Athaliidae. The coding region runs from base 359 to 1243 and encodes 294 amino acids. The record is from RefSeq and is a predicted model, not a curated record. The transcript has 4 exons.